AUACAGUUGGUCGCAUCCGUCCUCUUGCUUUCGACUAUGUUCGAUUGGAAAGUAAACGGCCACGGUCACGCGCACUCUUUCCAACAUUUCCACGGGCCGGUGACAGGCGAUGGACAGGAAGUGUCGUGGAAGGACAAACACGGACACCACGAGCACGAUUACGUGGCCCAUCCUCACUACGAGUUCUCGUAUGGGGUCGACGACCACCAUACGGGUGACUAUCACGGUCAGAAGGAGCACAGGGACGGUAAAGAAGUUGUCGGCGAAUAUACGGUGAAAGAGCCCGGCGGUAACGUCAGAACGGUCAAGUAUCACGCUGGAAAGCACGGAUUCUUUGCCCACGUUCAUAACAGUGACGGAAACGACCACCAUGGAGGAGGGCAUCACUAUUAA
Molecule: messenger RNA, 393 nt
Organism: Osmia lignaria (orchard mason bee)
Lineage: Eukaryota; Metazoa; Arthropoda; Insecta; Hymenoptera; Megachilidae
Product: cuticle protein 7-like
Cellular component (GO): extracellular matrix
Source: RefSeq, a predicted model, not a curated record